Molecule: messenger RNA, 3650 nt
Organism: Trichobilharzia regenti
Lineage: Eukaryota; Metazoa; Platyhelminthes; Trematoda; Strigeidida; Schistosomatidae
Source: the annotation of a GenBank genome assembly
UGCGUAUCACGGGUAGAUCGAACUGUACGGUCGUUGUUGGUGGCUGCGAGGUGACGUUUCCUUUCAUUGUUGUACCCGAACUACAGCGAACGAUAUUAGGAGCGGAUUUUCUGCGUGAGAUUGGUGCAAUAAUCGACACGCAAGCGAACGUGGUGAUCACGAAAUACGGGCAUAUCAACAUGUAUGAGACCAGCGAGAUAGCAGCGAUUAAGCUGUCGACGGUACACAAUGUGACAGAGUUAAUUAAUAAAUACGAUCAUCUGUUCACUGGAGAUGGCGACCCAUACGGUUAUUGCGAUAAGGUGAAUCAUGAAAUUCCGUUAAGUGAUCCAAAAGUAAGGUCAUUUUUAACGCGAAGAGUUCCAUGUCAUCUGGAAGGCGAAGUGGAGCGACAAGUGCAAGAGAUGUUAAAAGAUGAUAUUAUUGAGGAAGCUGAUAGCCCGUACAACUCUCCAGUGCUGUUAGUAAAAAAAGCGAAUGGGAAGUAUAGAUUCUGUGUUGAUUUUCGACAGUUAAACAGUAUGACAGAGUUAAGACCGUGUGCCAUGCCAACAGUGGUAGAAACUUUAGAUCGCCUACAAGGUGCGAAUGUGUUUUCGGUUCUCGAUCUUCGCUCAGGAUACUGGCAGAUACCGAUAAAACAAGGUGAUAGAGAUAAGACGGCUUUCAUCGUGGGUCAGACACAAUAUCGAUUUAAACGCAUGCCGUUUGGACUAGCAGGUGCACCGUUUACGUUCAGACGACUGAUGAAGCUAUUACUUAAGAACUUGAAAAACGUGGAGGUUUAUGGUGAUGAUCUCGUCAUAUACAGUCAAAACGAAAACGAUCACGUCAACCAUGUAGAAGCCGUGCUGCGACGCAUCGAAGAGUUUGGACUACGCGUCAACAAAACCAAGUCCCAGAUAGCCAAAAAGAAUGUUACUCUGUUGGGACAUAAAGUGGGAAAUGGUGAGAUUAAACCACUGCCGGAGAAAAUUUUGACGAUUAAAACGAUUCCAGCCCCGAAUUCAAAGAGAAAACUGAGACAAUUCUUGGGUAGAGCAGCGUUUUAUAGUCGCUUCGUGAAGAACUUCAAUGAGAUAGCAGCCCCUCUAUACAGGCUACUAGGUGAGCCAAAGUUUGUUUGGUCGGAAGAAUCGCAGAGGACAUUCGACAGAAUUAAACAGCUGCUCGACCACCAACAAAUGACGCUAAAACUACCUGUACCAGGAAGACAGUUCACAGUGUGCACAGAUGCCAGUGACUACGCUAUAGGUGCGGUCCUAAGACAGGACGAGGGAAUCGUUGAGUAUGCCAGUAGGGUUUUGACACUCACAGAGAGAAAGUAUUCAACGAUAGAGAAAGAAUGUUUAGCAAUGGUAUGGGCAGUCGACAAAUGGAGACCUUAUUUACUCGGCCGGCGGUUCCACAUCGAAACUGAUCAUAAGCCGCUACAAUUUUUGAAGACAGCGAGAGACCCACGGGGGAAGUUGUCACGGUGGAUGUUGCGUCUUCAGGAGUACGAUUUUACGAUCUCACACGUUCCUGGAAGUGAAAAUGUCUUGGCAGAUUUGUUAUCGAGACCAGAAGAUGAGUCUGAGUUGCCCGAGGUCGCUUACGGAGUGCAUGCAGUAGAACAAGACCCACUAAGACUUGCACGUAGGCAGAGGUUGGACGAUACGCUGAAUACAGUAAUACAGGUGAUCACCAACGGAAUAGAAGUGGAUCAAACUACGGCGAGUAAGGAGCUAACCACACUACUCAGACAGAGGGAUCGACUCAGAGUGAAUGCCUACGGGACUCUGACCUGGCGAGAGAACGACGGAAGCUGGCUGGCUGUCAUACCUCAAUCGUCGCGCCACGACAUGAUAGAAGAAUGUCACCAGCUAGCGCAUACAGGCGUGGCCAGAACGACCGACCUCCUAAGACAAAGUAUGUACUGGCCAGGUAUGAGAGAAGACGUAGCAAGAUACGUACUUGGAUGUCCACGGUGCCAGCUGAUGAAAGGUGACCGGUGUAUACGACCACCACUUCAGUCGAUUCCAGUUACCGCGAUAGGUGACUUGUGGUCCGUAGAUGUCAUGGGUCCAUUUCCUCAGACAUCCAAUGGUAAUCAGUACCUCUUGGUGAUGACGGAACACGCGACACGAUGGGUAGACGCCGUAGCAAUCCCAGACCAACGUGCAAGAACCGUGACAGAUGCAGUAGUUAGACACAUUGUUGCAGACCACGGCGUACCGAAGACAAUACUGACAGACCAAGGUCCCUGUUUCGAGAGUGAAGAGUUUACUUCCCGUUUGCAACAGCUGGGCAUCAAGAGGAUCAGAACGACCCCAUACCAUCCACAAACGAAUGGCCUAACGGAGAGAAACAACCGUACACUGAAGGAGUGGCUGGCCUCGAAGGGCGGGAACUGGGAAACGGAGCUUCCACUGAUUUUACUAACACAUCGGGCUACCACUCAGGAAACAACGAAGAAGUCACCCUUCCAACUGAUGUAUGGUAGAAAACCACGAUUACCGGUACACAAUGAGACCUGGCCCAUGCACCAAAAGUGGAGUACGACGAAAUUAAAAGCAGAGAGGAAAGAGGCAGUCAAGAAUGUAAUACGGAAGCAGCGCAGUGAUGUCGCGAAGUCUCAGAUGAAAGAAAGGACGCAGUGCAUUACCUUUGCAGUCGGGGACCAAGUGAAGUGUAGAGACAGGAGAUAUACAGUUGGAGGCGGGCUAGGUUCACGGAAACUCCUUCCAAAGUGGGAAGGACCAUACACAAUCACAAAAAGACGGGGUCAAGUAUAUACCAUCCGAAGAGGUGAUAAACAGAAACGAGUUAACGCCAGUCAGCUCCAAAGAUGGGUACAGUGGGACAAGCCGGUCAGUAACAAUCCUCAACUAGAGGAUGUAGCACCCAGAAGGUCGGAACGUCUGCGCACGAAGCUAUUUGACGGGGGGACGAGUGUGGUGAGAGCAGGCUGCUAGCCAAUUGGUAGACAUUAAUCGACGCUGAUUGGUAGAUAUUAAUCUAGGCUGAUUCAACAACCAAUCACAGCAGACUUAAACGUGGGCAAAUAUGAUUCGCAGAUAAAUGGCUCUACUUUCCGAGAAAUAUCGAAAACAACCAAUCAGGAGACUGUGUUUGUCUUCCGAGAAACAACCAAUUAGAAGACUGCCUUUUUCUGCUUGCAUAAGCCUUAUUAAUGUACAUAAAAUAUAUAUAAAUACGCGUUGAUUUUCGUAAUAAAAAGAUCUGUUGCCUGGCCCUUGUCUUCUGAUGGUACACUGUGACGGGUGUGCUGAUGAGGUGUUCAUUUAUGGAGCUUCUCAUUGAACUAGUGCGUCAUCUUUGCAGCCAUCCUGGGCGAUGUUCUCUAACAAAUUUUGGAAGGGCAUGCAUUGAACGACCUAGCUCCUCACGAUUAAGUGCGCCGGUGGCACAGUGGUUAGGACUCUCGCCAACCAUGUACAUGGUCCCUGCCGAGGCACACCUGAUAUCUAUUGUCGGUUAGCAAAAUUUGGGCUACCGAUAUCACACGCUGAAAAUUCCACACCUGUACCAAAAAAUAAAUAUUUAUAUUUACGUAAAUGUGUUGUUAUUAUUAGCUGGGACGAUUCCAAUCUUCUUUAAGGCGUCUAUUUAACAUGAAUCGUUUCAAAUAAUUUUUUCUAAAUAGC